This is a messenger RNA of Stegastes partitus (bicolor damselfish), 3427 nucleotides long. RefSeq names its product pantothenate kinase 2 (gene pank2). Gene Ontology annotation, cellular component: nucleus; cytosol. Gene Ontology annotation, molecular function: ATP binding; pantothenate kinase activity. The coding region runs from base 183 to 1481 and encodes 432 amino acids. Lineage: Eukaryota; Metazoa; Chordata; Actinopteri; Pomacentridae. Gene Ontology annotation, biological process: coenzyme A biosynthetic process. The record is from RefSeq and is a predicted model, not a curated record. The transcript is spliced from 7 exons.
GCGAACAUAAAAAGGACAUGUAGCCCCGCCGUUUGAAACGACACACUUAGCCACUUAGCUGGCUAAUUAGCUAGCUCGUUAAGCCUCGGACUCCAUUGUCCUCAUAAAUCAUUGACGUCUAAUGAUUUAACUCAUCGCGAACCCGCGGCAUUUAUGUAGUUAACUGGUCAUUUUGUUUUUCGAUGGCGUUCAAUGGCCACCAGCGCGACGAUGAUGCUGUCGACGAAGACGAAACGCCCUCGAAGCAGCCGCGGUCCAACAAGGAGAUGCCCGGUUAUUUCCGAAACGAGCCCGGCAGCGAGGCGGCCGCGCCCGCGGGAAGGGCCACACCCGACCGGCGGAGCUCCAACUCGACGGCGAGGCAUCGGAGCGACUCGGUGAAGAAGACCAGGCCGCCAUUUCCCUGGUUUGGGAUGGACAUUGGAGGCACUCUGGUGAAGCUCGUCUACUUUGAGCCCAAAGACAUCACAGCAGAGGAGGAGCAGGAAGAGGUGGAGAAUCUGAAGAGCAUUCGGCGCUACCUGACCUCCAACACUGCCUAUGGCAAGACUGGCAUCAGGGACGUGCACCUGGAGCUGCAGGACCUGACGCUGUGCGGCAGGACGGGCAACCUGCACUUCAUCCGCUUCCCCACGCACGACCUGCCGGCCUUCCUGCAGAUGGGCCGCAACAAGCACUUCUCCAGCCUUCACACCACCCUCUGCGCCACCGGAGGGGGGGCGUACAAGUUUGAGUCUGAUUUCCGUACGAUGGCCGACCUGCAGCUUCACAAGCUGGACGAGUUGGACUGCUUGAUUCGGGGGGUGCUGUACAUCGACUCGGUGGUGUCCAGCGGCCCCUCAGAGUGCUACUACUUUGAAAACCCCACCGACCCAGAUCACUGCGUCCAGAAGCCCUAUACACUGGAGAACCCUUAUCCCCUGCUGCUGGUCAACAUCGGGUCUGGGGUCAGUAUCCUGGCCGUCUACUCCGAGAACAACUACAAACGAGUCACUGGGACCAGCCUCGGCGGUGGGACCUUCCUCGGCCUGUGUUGCCUGCUGACUGGCUGCUCUACUUUCGAGGAAGCCCUGGAAAUGGCUUCUCAAGGGGAGAGCACCCGUGUGGACAAGCUGGUCCGGGACAUCUAUGGAGGAGACUAUGAGAGGUUUGGACUGCCGGGCUGGGCUGUGGCCUCAAGUUUUGGCAACAUGAUGUCCAAAGAAAAGAGGGAGUCUGUGUCCAAGGAGGACCUGGCCAGGGCAACACUAGUCACCAUCACCAAUAACAUCGGCUCCAUCACCAGAAUGUGUGCUCUCAAUGAGAACAUCGAGCGAGUGGUGUUUGUGGGGAACUUCCUGAGAGUCAACACCCUCUCUAUGAAGCUGUUGGCUUAUGCAAUGGACUACUGGUCCAAAGGCCAGCUCAAGGCCCUCUUCCUUCGGCACGAGGGUUACUUUGGUGCAGUCGGAGCCCUGUUAGAGCUUCUGCAUCCGUCCUAAUCCAUCCUAACUACAUCCAAAGAAGUACUUGUCAAUCUGCUGCAAAGACCAUUAGCACUUUAGACUGUUCACAAUCAAUUCCACAGUGGGUUGUUGCGCCAGCCACCCUCCAGGUACUGGUCAACUUUGGUUGUGGUAGGCACACAUUUUGGAAGUCCUGUUAUGUUCUCAGAAAUGAGGCUGGUUUGUAAAGUGACUUUUUUUUAGUUUUUCUUCACACGUCUGCUGUGGUGGUCGGUGGAUGCAAGUCGGUUUCCUGCCUUGAAGUUUUAUGCAGCAAAGCAGACAAAGUUGAUUGUGUGCAGGAAUUUGCAGAUAUGAGCCAGAGUUGGUCUGAAACAUCUCAAGGAAAAUCACCAGGGUUGCCUGAAAUACUUAUUUUAAAAAGUACUUGUCAUCAGGUAGGCUUGUCUUGUUGACUACAUUUCCCCCUCAGUGGGUGUCGGGUUCUGGGCCAAAUAUUUGCAACUACUUUUAACUGUUUAUUUUAGCUGACUUGGGCACCAGAUGGAUGGAGGUAUUUAGAGACUGUGACUGUCAGAAAGUAGUUUCAAAUGCCCACCUUAAGCUUCCAGAGCCAAAAAUUGAAAAUGCGUGUUCUAAACUCUGAUAUAUUCAGUUUGAGUUCAGAAUUGCAGUAAAUCUUCACAUUUAGGAAGGAUUUUUGUGUUAUUUUUUGCUAGAAAAUUGCUUAAAUUGUAAUGAUUGUCACAUGAUCAGCUAUUGUUCGAUUGAUUACCAACAGUGUGAGCUCUACGUAGUUCUAAAAAUGCACGCUGUUGAAGCAAACACCGCCGGUUACUCUUGUAAAAGUACUGGCUGUUUUCAGGAUUCUGUAACUGUAUGGUCCGGGCUGAGCUUUCAUCCACCUGGUUCUCUUGCCAGAACAAGCUAGAACACUGCAAAAUCCUAUAUGACCACUAAAUCUUAACCUUUUAUUAUCUGUGAGCAUUUAUUCAUUGUCACUAAUUGGAUUUGAGCUGACGUUGUGAAUGGUGAAUUGUAUUUAACAGUUACUGCAGAAAAACCAACCAACUUUUUCUCACUGUGUCACAUUUCAAGUUACAUUUAGUUCUCACUCAUAAACUGUUGGUUUAGAAUCAGUUUAGCGUUUUUAAAUGGUUUCUGUACCUAUGAACGGUAAAUAUUUCACUGUUACAGUACUUAAUUGAAAUCUCAAUGCUUGUAAAGUUAAUGCACCCGUUUGUCUUACUGAUAAAACUGCACCAUCAUCUGCACUGCUGAAGUGCCCUCAAGCCAUUGCAUCCUUCUACUUGUACAGAUACCUGCACAAAUAGUAGAGGAUGACAUUAGGGCAUAAGGUCCUUGAAUUUCCCAAGAUUCAAGAAAAAGUCUUUGAUGCAAAAAAAAACUUGAUGCAAACUUCCAGAGGAGGUGACCCCAGACCACUUCCCUCUAUGUUUAGUGUGUAUGCACUCGUGUCCUGGCGUUUUCAGUUUAAUUCUCAUCUUGGUCCAACAAUCCUCCUGAGGGUUCAGCUUUUGAUAAGGAUCUACAAAGAAGACCAUCUGAUGUGUUACUUGUUUGUUUCAUUUAAUCCGUCCCAUUUUGAUGUCCUCUCGUAGUUCAGUAUUCAGUCCGUCUAUGAUUUACAGGGACCACAGUAAACCCUAAACUACCUAAUAAAGACAUUUCACUCACUAAAUGGUUAGAGACAGUUAUCGGCUGUCAGCUACUGGAGAUGUUGCAUCUGCAAGUUGUACAUACAGCAAGUUGAGUUUAAAUUAAGUGCCUAUAAUGUUUUCUAUAGAAUACAACACUGUAUUCAGCAAUGUGAUUUUAAGAUUAGAAAAACUGACGUGUGUUUCUAAAGGUUUCCCUCUGUUGUUUGCUUGUACGUUGCAAAGAAAACUUUGUACUUUUUUGUAACAGAGCCAUGUCACAUUUCUUAUUGGAUUUCCCUAUUAAAUAGGAUCUCUACAUAU